Messenger RNA from Carassius gibelio (silver crucian carp), 4671 nucleotides. Its product is annotated as chloride channel protein 1-like. The transcript has 23 exons. NCBI's taxonomy places the organism in Eukaryota, Metazoa, Chordata, Actinopteri, Cypriniformes, Cyprinidae. The record is from RefSeq and is a predicted model, not a curated record. Gene Ontology annotation, biological process: chloride transport; transmembrane transport. Gene Ontology annotation, cellular component: membrane. Gene Ontology annotation, molecular function: voltage-gated chloride channel activity. The coding region runs from base 191 to 3220 and encodes 1009 amino acids.
AGCUGGAGUGCUGUGUUGCACCAUAUGAAAAGGUGUGUGAGAGAGAGAUGGCUGUGCAUGUGUAAAGCUAGGAAAGAGAGCUCGAGUGAGAGGAUUUGCAUGAGCCCUCUCUCCCUCAGUCCAUGUCACCCCAGGGUGGGAAUGCUAAGACAGACAGCCGGUUUAUUUUUGGUUCAGUGACAGUGUGUCAAUGGCCGCAGAUGCGUCGCAAAGGAAGGCUCUGAGAUAUCAGCAGACCGUGCUAUAUGGAGAGUACAGGGAGCACCCUGGUGGGUCCCAGAGGAGAGAGGCCACUCGCCUUCUGAUGGAGAGACAGCGGAAAAAACAUGGACAUGGACAUGGACAUCACUACCACGGACACCACCAUUACAGCCACCAUGGGCGCACUCACAAUCGAAGACGCCAUCACAGACGCAAGCAUGUGGAGCUGGACAUCGGCAGCAUUCAUGACCUGCAGGAGGAGGAGGAGGAGCAAGGCCACACGUCGUCCUUCAAGAAACGCAGAUCCUACUCCAAGUGCAGAGACUGUGUGGCUCGAGUACAGAAGUUCCUCGUCUCCAAAUUGGGAGAAGACUGGAUCUUUCUGGUGUUGUUGGGUAUUACCAUGGCAUUAGUUAGCUGGACCAUGGACUAUGCUAGUGCCAAGAGUCUACAAGCCUAUAAGUGGUUUUAUGGGGAGUUGAGGGGAAAUAUCCCGCUGCAGUACCUGGUCUGGGUCUUCUAUCCCAUGGUGCUCAUCCUGUUUGCCUCCCUCUUCUGCCACCUGGUCGCUCCUCAGGCCAUUGGCUCCGGUAUUCCAGAGCUGAAAACCAUACUCCGAGGUGUUGUGCUGAAGGAGUAUCUGACACUCAAGGCAUUUAUUGCGAAGGUGGUGGGACUCACUGCUGGCCUGGGCAGUGGUAUGCCGGUUGGCAAAGAGGGUCCCUUUGUUCACAUAGCCAGUAUCUGUGCCGCUGUGCUAAGCAGGUUUAUGUCUUUCUUCUCUGGAGUUUAUCAGAGCCCAUACUGUUAUACAGACAUCCUCACAGUGGGCUGUGCUGUGGGGGUCGGAUGCUGUUUUGGAACCCCUCUUGGAGGUGUUUUAUUCAGCAUUGAAGUCACAUCAACCUAUUUUGCUGUGAGAAACUACUGGAGGGGCUACUUUGCUGCCACUUUCAGUGCUUUUAUUUUUAGAGUGCUGUCUGUGUUUAAUAAGGAUGCAGUUACCAUCACUGCUCUCUUCCGCACCAACUUCCGUAUGGAUUUUCCUUUCGACCUGCAGGAGCUCCCGGCGUUCGCCAUUAUUGGGAUCUCUUGUGGGUUCCUGGGAGCUUUCUUCGUUUACCUGAACCGCCAAGUUGUCCUGUUCAUGAGAAGACCGAACAUUCUCACAAGAUUCCUUACAAAACACCGGCUGAUUUUCCCUGCUGUUGUGACCUUAGUGGUUACGACACUGACAUUCCCUCCGGGCUUUGGGCAGUUCAUGGCUGGAGAGCUGAUGCCCAGGGAGUGCAUCAACUCUCUGUUUGAUAACUUCACCUGGACUAAAAUCUGGGGUUCUUCCCUUCCUCCUGGUCUCGGUCGCUCUGCUGUGUGGUUUCACCCUGAUGUCAGCAUCUUUGUCAUUCUUAUUCUCUUCUUUAUCAUGAAGUUCUGGAUGUCUGCAGUUUCCACCACGAUGCCCAUCCCGUCUGGAGCUUUUAUGCCUGUCUUUGUAUUGGGUGCUGCAUUCGGGCGCUUAGUGGGUGAGAUCAUGGCUACUCUCUUUCCUCACGGUAUCCUGUUUGAUGGAAUACUGUACCGCAUCAUCCCUGGAGGGUACGCUGUCAUUGGUGCAGCGGCUCUGACGGGGGCCGUCACUCACACCGUUUCCACCGCGGUGAUCUGCUUCGAGCUGACCGGUCAGAUCUCUCACAUCCUUCCCAUGAUGGUCGCCGUCAUCCUGGCCAACAUGGUAGCGCAGGGUCUGCAGCCAUCACUGUACGACUCCAUCAUCCAGGUCAAGAAGCUGCCCUAUCUCCCAGAGCUGGGCUUCGGCCACAUAAGCCAGUAUAAUAUCUUCGUGGAGGACAUCAUGGUGAGGAAAGUGAAGUUUUUAUGUUCCCACUCUACAUACAGAGAAGUACUGCAUUUGCUGGACUCGACCUCUUUAAAAACCUUCCCACUGGUCGACUCCAAAGAAUCUAUGAUUCUAUUGGGCAGCAUUGAGCGGUCUGAGCUUCUCGCCCUCUGUGAUUGGUGGCUGUCAGCAGAGAGGCGGAUCCUAACACAAGGACAGAGCUCACAAGGCCAAGUGCCUUGUGCCAAAAUCAGCUGGGAAUCCUUUGCCUUUGUUGAUGAGGAAGAAGAGGAGAAUGAAGAUGAUAAGACGAUACCGGUUCAAGAGGAAAGAAACGGUCCUGUGCCUCCACCCAAACCUUCAGAACCAUCCACCAAUCACACGUCUCCCGAUAAGGGUCCUUCUCCGUCUUUCAGGAGAAUUUUACGUAACUUCUUUUCAUCCUCUUCAGAACGACACACAGAAGGUCAGCCACAGGAGCCUUACCCUCCACCUUUAACUGAUACAAUGACACCAGAACAGAUCAAAGUCUGGGAGGAGACAGAGAUGGACAAACCUCUAGAUAUCGAUCAAAUCAGAAUAGACCCCUCCCCCUUCCAGCUGGUUGAGAGAACAUCACUGCAUAAGACUCAUACCCUGUUCUCUCUGCUGGGCCUCAGUCAUGCCUAUGUAACCAAUACUGGAAAACUAGUGGGAGUGGUGGCACUGAAAGAGCUUCAAAAAGCCAUUGAAGGCUCCACACGCAGUGGCGUACGCUUGCGCCCCCCUCUUGCCAGUUUCCGUGACACAAAUCGCAAAGCUUCGAAGCCUCCUCAGGCCUCCUCCCCUCCAUCCUCCCCCGGCUCCACCACAGCUCCCUCCUCAACUCUGUCUGCACCCGUGGUCCCUCACGUCCAUUCCCCGAGCCCAGCGGCCCCAGUGCAGCAAGAGGAGGAGGAGAUGGAGGUGUGGAUUGAGGGCGUGAAACGCGAGGUGAUCGUGGGGAACAGCAGAAGCACGAUGACUGGAAGCAGUAGUGGCAGCAGCAGCGGGACAGGAAGUAGUGACAGUGAGACAGGAAGUCCCGACAGCAGCCCAGCCCUACCGCCCUCCUCUCCUCCACCCCCCAUCCCUCUUUCCACCCUGCAGCCCGUCCCGGAGAACAAGGAGGGUGAAGAAAACGAGGACGAGGAGCCCCUUUAGAACAAGUAAAGUUUGUUUUUCUUUUAUUUAAGGGGUGAACAGUGUACUUUUGUUCACUUUUAUUUUUAUAUAACAUUUUCAUGUUUUUUUAUUCAUGUGCUGCAUUUCAAAGGUUUCAAACUGUCUGUUAUUUUCCUGAGUCACACUUAGUUUGUUCUCCUGCUCUCUUUUCUGCUUCCUUUUCCUCUAUUCUCUUGACUCUUUGUUUCCCCUAUACAUUUCCGUAAAUAACUUUAUUUUCCUUUUUUAAAUUUCUGCCUCUUUUUCUUUUUUCCACUUAAGGGGAAGGAGGAAGAAGUAAAGAGUUCUCUUCUUAUUUCUCCUCUUCCUCUAAAAUUUUCUGUAUAUUUUAUUUUCGUCUUUCUUGUUUUUCCUCUCACUUUUCUACUCACACUUGCGCUGUUUAUUUCUCUUUCCUCUAAAUAUUUCUGUAAAUAAAUGUCAUCUCUUCCACUACCACUUGCUCUUCCUCCUUUUUUUCCUUUUCCUCUAAAAAAAUAAAUAAAUCUGUAAAUGAAUAUAAACUGCCCCAUGGGAUUAUGUUCAGAUUGGUGCUCUUUUUUUUACUCCCCGAUAACACUUCUUAUAUUUCUUGACAUUCAGUAGUUUAAUGUUACACUGCUGUCAAAAAAAAAAAAAAAAAAUCUUCAAACAUUUAAUGAUUAUAUUUUUAAAUAUAUAUAUAUAAUGUUUAUUGGAGCACUAAAACAUGAACAUUUUUAUUACUGACAAAAAUGAUCAUGUUGAACCAGGUUUACAUGCGCCAGAUUUCAGACCUCAUGAAAACACUUGAAGUCUUCAUACACCCGGAUCAUUUCAUAUGAACCCUUUCUUAAAGGGUAUUAACCCUUUUAUGUUAUAAAAUAUACAAAAUCAAUUUCCAACAAAGAAUAUUUGCACUGCAUUGUUAGUAGUUGUCAAAAAUAUCUUUAUAAGAAAACAUGGCCAGCAGGUGGCACUUUGAGGACCUCUUCAGAAUCUGAACUUUCUUUUCACCUGGAACAAAUUUUCCUUGUGCCCUUUUCCAGUUCAGGGUGUGCGCACUGUCCUUUCUUAAUGAAACCCUUUAUGUCCUGCCUUCAUCUAUCCUUAAUUUUCUGAAAUCUCUCUCAGGUGUCUCUCAUGUCUUUAAACCAAGGACUGUCUGCUGUUUAUGAACAAUCUGUUAGUUGAUAUGAUCUGCUGUCUUCUUUUAAACGACACAGUUAUUUUAAUGUAAUUUUAUAUCUGUUCAGUCUGUGAGCAAUAACUUGAUUGGCCUCCAUUUUUGUUUGUUUGUUUGUUUUUGUCAUAUUUAUUAAUUUAUUUAUUCUCUUUCCUUCUUGGCGUGAUGAGAUAUCGACAGAAAAAUGUUUGAUUCUUAAUGUAGCUUUGAAACAUUGAUUGUUUUUGUCUCAUAUCUUCCAAGAAUGAUUAACAAUUCAAUAAACUGAUACAUUUGAAUUAAAAAA